GUGGCGUGACCUCUGGCCACCUGGCGCAGUCCAGCCGGCCAGCCGUGAGCUCGAGGGCCGCCCCGCGGCUGCGGACGCUCCAGCGACACCUGGGCUCCCCGGAGGGCAGAGGCAUGGAGCCUGUCAGCAGCCCACUGACUACACAUGUGCUGGACACCGCCUCAGGGCUCCCAGCCCAGGGCCUCUGCCUCCGUCUGUCCAGGCUGGAGGACCAUGGCCAGCAGUGGACCGAGCUCAGGAAAAGCUACACGGACCCUGACGGCCGCUGCCCUGGGCUCCUGCCACCAGGCCAGAUGAAGGCAGGCACCUACAAGCUGUCCUUCAACACGGAGGGUUACUGGAAGAAGAGGGGACAGGAGAGCUUCUAUCCAUACGUGGAGGUCGUUUUCACCAUCACAGACGAGACCCACAAGUUCCACGUACCCCUGCUGCUGAGCCCGUGGUCCUACACCACGUACCGAGGGAGCUAGUGGCCAAGCCACUGUUGCUCUGGCUGACUGCCAGCUGGCCUACGAGCACCAAUCCCAUCACCACAGCCACCAAGCCACCCCCAGCCCUCAGCAGACUGGGCUCCAUGUUCCUCUGGGGGCGUCUGGCCCCCAGUCUCCCAGUGGCAGCUGUGACUCAGAC
Ceratotherium simum simum (southern white rhinoceros) is the source of this 630-nucleotide messenger RNA. RefSeq names its product 5-hydroxyisourate hydrolase-like. Gene Ontology annotation, molecular function: hydroxyisourate hydrolase activity. NCBI's taxonomy places the organism in Eukaryota, Metazoa, Chordata, Mammalia, Perissodactyla, Rhinocerotidae. Gene Ontology annotation, biological process: purine nucleobase metabolic process. The record is from RefSeq and is a predicted model, not a curated record.